Molecule: messenger RNA, 2178 nt
Organism: Drosophila virilis
Lineage: Eukaryota; Metazoa; Arthropoda; Insecta; Diptera; Drosophilidae
Product: polycystin-2-like
Biological process (GO): detection of mechanical stimulus
Cellular component (GO): membrane
Molecular function (GO): calcium channel activity; calcium ion binding
Source: RefSeq, a predicted model, not a curated record
UAUGUAUUAACACAAAUCAAAACAGUAGGUUUUCUUUCAGAAAAAAAAUUAUACAUUAUGGCAAAAAAGAAAACUUAUUCUGAAUUAUUUUGGACCACAGUAUUUGUGUUAAUAGUGUGCAUGACAACGAUUUCAAUAUUUUCCGGAUACCAUCAUUCCUCGGGAAACUUAAGAUCAAUUCUGAUAACCGUGAUUGCGGUCCUUAUGUUUCACUAUAUGUUCGGAGAUCCCAUCAGGUUUGCGUUACUCUCACUGGAGGCUUCCAUUUGGCCACCGGGUCAGCGUAAGUUCGCAACGGAAAAGGAAGCCACUCAUCACAAUCGCCUAGAUUAUUUGACGUUGCGAUUGCAAAGCCUACGUGCUCACCUUUAUAUAAUGGAAAGACAUCGUGACGAGAAACUGAAUUGCAAGUACAAGCAUAUAGCACAUGAUCUGUGGCUUUAUGGAAGCUCGCUGAUAAAUGCAUUUCAUCCUGAAAUUAACCAUACUGGUGUAUCGGUAUGGGUCCACGGCAAGCAAACAAUCCUACUUGGAGUUGUGCGGCUACGUCAAUUGCGACUGACCGAGCAACAUUAUGGUGUUUAUGAGCCGGACUUCUCAGAUCAAUCCUAUAUGCCUGAGUGGAAACUACCAUACGUGGACUUGCCCUAUUCUAAUAUUUAUUGGCGCAUCUACCAGCCAUGGGUUCACAGAAAUCCGAACGUACGUGAGAACCUAUGGCUGAACUUUCAACAUGUGGGCUUUUUUCGUAACUACCCCGAGCUGGGAGGAUAUGUGGUAUUAUUUGCUCGGAGUCGACAGAAUAGUCUCAAAAUACUAGAAUACCUUCAGAGCAACAAAUGGCUCAAUUACAACACUUCGGCGGUAUUUCUGGAUUUUUUACUAUACAAUACUGAUGCAAACAUAUUGAAUGUAUGCACCUUGCGUGUAGAGCAGACUCCCUUUGGAAGCACGAUCCCCAAUGUGAGAGUUGAGAGCUUGAGACUGCUGGAAAAUAAGCUAUCAGAUGUGGCAAUAGUCUUGGUUAUUGUUUAUAUCAUUGUGUUUAUAGAGUUUUUUAAAGCAUUAACGGUGAAGUUGUGGUUAGAUCCAAGCGAAAUUCGCAGUGUGUGGAACAUAAUAGACCUCGGAAUAUUUAUGCUCAACAUCAUCUUGUUAACUUUGAUUAUCUUACGUGAAGAUAAAGUUGCAUCGAUUCUUAAACAUAUUGAGGGCGCCAGUAAAAUGGAGUUUAUUGAGUUAAGGCCUGCAGCUCGGCUGCACAUGGUCAUCAGAAUGAUUUUUGGCUUUCUUAUCUGCAUUACAACGUUGCGUUUGUGGAAGGUGCUACAAUUUUCCAGUGUCUUUCAACUGUUUACCUUUACACUGCACCUGGCAUGGGCAGCUGUGGCGAGUGUUGCCUUGGUCAUAUUCGUAUUCAUUUUGGGCUUUGGUGUGGCAGUUUCUACAAUAAAUGGCAACAACAGUUUUAACGUUUAUCGGCUUAGCAAGAGUGUCGUAUCUUGCAUGUGCUUCGCAUGUGGAUUUACUAUGGCUGUUAAUACAGAAGAUCUUUUUCAUGGAGGCAAGCUUUUUGGUAUUCUCAUGUUUUCAAUCUUGGCAUUUGUUAUUUCAGUGAUGUUGAUAAAUGUUUUCGUAUCUCUCAUCAACGACUAUUUUUCCACUGCGAAGGACCAGAGGGAUACACGAUUUGUACGUCGCAUUAGCAUUUUGCAAUUUAUGUAUGCUGAGUGUAUGCCUUUUGUAUUAUGGUGGCAAAAGUUUCGUAUUUUCCGUAAAUAUUAUCACCGCAAAAACAAAACUGUUUCUGAAAACAUUAAACGGCAGUUGGAAUUGCUUGGAGAAGAUAGGCAAAAGGCGGAGAGUGACAACACAUUUGUUGUCAAGAAAAAAAUAUCUCAGUUUGAUUUGAAUUUGGAACUGGAGCAAUUUAGGCGGAAACAGGAACGGAUUUAUACAAUUGGAGCUAUAAUCAAUACUCAAAUUGAUAUACUCAACAUAAUUUAAAAUGCGAAUGAAAAUGAAUAAAUCAAUAUUAAAUAAAUGUGUUACUACCAAUAUCAAAUGACUUAUAUACACUUUAACAUAACUGCUUCCAGUCGAAUGCUCGACUAGGAAAUAAAAGCUCUGUAUUGCGUAAUCAUGUCAGUGAUGCCAUUAAAAAUAUUUGUAUUAUAA